Molecule: messenger RNA, 620 nt
Organism: Selaginella moellendorffii
Lineage: Eukaryota; Viridiplantae; Streptophyta; Lycopodiopsida; Selaginellales; Selaginellaceae
Product: nudC domain-containing protein 2
Exons: 5
Coding region: 71-544 (157 amino acids)
Biological process (GO): protein folding
Cellular component (GO): cytoplasm
Source: RefSeq, a predicted model, not a curated record
GUUUACUUAUUUCCAGAGACACAUCAAGUAGGGCACAGCAUUUUAGGGCGCGUCCUCCUCGAGAGCAGCUAUGUCCGACAAGCUCGCCCCCGACAAGCGCCACAAGUUCGUCCACAAUGGGCAGACCAUCUACGAGUGGGAUCAGACGCUGGACGAGGUGAAUAUCUACAUCGAUUUGCCCAAGCAAAUUCCCAAGAAGCUCUUCUCCUGCAAUAUCCAGCUGCAACAUGUGGAAGUCGGCAUCAAAGGGAAUCCGCCAUACCUCAAUCACAAUCUAGGGGGCCCUGUCAAGCUGGAUGGCUCGUUCUGGACAAUAGAGGACGAGACUCUGCACAUUAAUCUCCAGAAACGAGACAAGGGCCAGCCGUGGCAAACCGCGAUUGAGGGACAUGGACAAUUGGAUCCUUACUCGGCAGAUUUGGAGAAGCGUCGACUAAUGCUUGAACGCUUCCAGGAAGAGCACCCGGGAUUUGAUUUCUCGCAAGCAGAAUUCAGUGGCCAGUGUCCUAACCCGAAAACAUUCAUGGGUGGUAUGAAACACUAGCGCUAGGUGGCUCCUUUCUAACGUAACCAGAGCAUAGAUAUAUAUAUAUAUAUACAUAUGUACAUUCUCUAGCGCU